AUGGCUCUCUAUCUUUGCCUCCCUCUGCUGGUCGGGCUCCUGCAUCCAGCUCUGUGUCUCUACAACUGCUCCGCUCAGUACAAAAGAAUCCCAGACAAUUCAGACCUGACAGUCGUCUGUGGCUCCAGAACCAUCACUUUGGAGAUCAACCUGUGCACAGCUCAGUGGGCAGGCUUCAACACCACAGACCUCGCUCUGAACGGGAACCACCAGGCUUCAGAGUGCCAAGGCUCCAUGGACAACAGUGUGGACCCUCCGGUCAUCCGUUACCAGCUCCCCGUUAACAACAGUCAGGGGAAUCCCUGCCGCCAAUCUCUGCAGAUUGUGGAUGAGGCCCUGGACGCCGGAGGUCCAUUCAGUGGCUUCUCAAAUAUCCAGGCAGUUAUCAUCACCGGGUUCAUUGACACACCCAGAGCCGACCAGGGGUUGAUCAGCUACUCCACAGACCUCUACUAUCACUUCUCCUGCCGCUACCCGCUGGAGUACCUGAUCAACAACACACAGAUUGUGGCCUCCUCAGUUUCAGUGGCCACGAGCGAAAACAAUGGAACGUUCAUUGAUACGCUCAAAAUGAGCGUCUAUAAUGACUCAGACUAUGCCUACCCGUUAGUGGUGCCAUCCACAGGACUCGAACUACGCACCAAGAUCUACGUAGAGGUCCGGGCUCUUAACCUCACAGGAAAUUUCCAUGUACUGCUGGAUCACUGCUUUGGCACUCCCACUGCUUACAACGUGUCGCAGACUGAGCAGCACAACUUCUUCACAGGGUGUUCAGUGGACCCAAGGACGUCUGUCACAACCAAUGGACUUUCAAAAGUUGCCAGGUUUAACUUUGAGGCCUUCCGCUUUGUUCAGCACCGCAGCCAGGAAGUGUCCAGCAUCUAUCUGCACUGCAUAAUGAGGCUGUGUGAGCCCAGCAAAUGUCAAAACCUCCUGUCUGCCUGUGGUAAUAGAAGAAAGCGCUCUGUGAGUCCUUUCGGAGAAGAAAGCAGCGAAUCUGCCACUGUUACAGUUGGGCCGCUUUACACUGCUGCCGUAGAAGACAGGCCAAAUGCAGCUGCUUACAGUAAUGACGUGGCAUCACAGAGGGACGAUGCGAACGUGGCGGCUCUGGUCGUGGGCUUGGUGUUCGGCUCGGCUGCUGCUGCUCUGCUGGUUCUGGCUGGCUGGUUCGCCCUGAAGAAGUUUUAUUGGGCGGGAGGAUUGCCCCAUGCCUUUAAGUGAUCGGUCAAUUGGCCAAUUAGCUUUGCUCAUGGCAUAUUAUAAGUGUAUGUUGUUUAUUAUAUGUCUAUUGGGAGAAGGUGAAAUUGGAUGUUGUUGUGAUUUGUCAGUAAUACUUAAAUAUACUAAUCACCGAACCAUUUAUUAUACACUCUAAACACUUCUGUGUACUUGCUGCAUCUGCAAUUGACAAUCGUUUAUUGAGUAUGAUGGUAUAUAACAGUCACACCUGAACUAUAUAAAUAAAACGACACGUUAACUUAAAAAACAAUCAUUUUAAUAAACAGUUGUAUACACAUAUGUAUAUUUUUGAAUAGAAUGCACAUACUGUAUACUCUGCGGUAUAUAAGGCAGAUUUGUUUUUUACAUAUUCAAAAUAAAGUUUGAAAUCUGAUUGGUUGAUAUUACAUGCACGGUAAACAAAGAACAUAACAAUGAAUAUUUACAGGCUCCUUAUUUUGCGGGUACAAUAGCAAACAGUAGACCAAAUGUACGGAUCUGAAUCAAAUGAUACACUUUAAUAGGACUGCAGAGCAGUUAAUUGUUGGUUUUGUGCAAAAA
Pungitius pungitius (ninespine stickleback) is the source of this 1782-nucleotide messenger RNA. Its product is annotated as zona pellucida-like domain-containing protein 1. NCBI's taxonomy places the organism in Eukaryota, Metazoa, Chordata, Actinopteri, Perciformes, Gasterosteidae. Gene Ontology annotation, cellular component: cell surface. The transcript is spliced from 10 exons. The coding region runs from base 1 to 1224 and encodes 407 amino acids. The record is from RefSeq and is a predicted model, not a curated record.